AUGGAUACGUCAAAGAUUUCUAACGAGCAUAUUCAUGACAAUUUGCCGUUCUCGUCAAAAAGCGUGGACAAGAUAAUAGAUGAUUCUCAGCAUAGUGGUGAACUCCUGUUGAGUGGUCGAAAGUUGUCUGAUUUUCCAAACUCCAUCACCCACUAUGAUCUGUCUGAUUUGCACCACGCAGAUCUGUCAAAGAACUGUUUGAGUGACUUUCCACGUUUCCUCUUCAACUUCUUGUCAUUGGAGCACCUUAAUUGCUACCACAACUCUAUCAAGACCAUACCUAUCUCCAUCUUACAACUUAAAAAUCUUGUACAACUCAAUUUAAGUCACAACCAGUUAACAUGUCUACCAAAGCAUGCCUGCCAGCUUGCAUGUCUUCAGAUACUAAACUUAUCCAACAACCGACUGCAAAAUUUGCCAAACGACAUAUCACAGCUCAAUCAGCUUAUGGAGUUGGAUGUGAGCAAUAAUCAGUUGCAAAGCCUCCCAGACACCAUUCAACAACUCACUUUGCUCAGAUAUCUUGAUGUUCACAAAAAUUACUUAACCUCUCUUAAUAGUUGUGUUUGUACUAUGAGGUUGGUGAAGUUGGACAUUUCCGUAAAUCAUAUCACACACCUUCCUGCCGACUUUGACCAACUUACUUCAUUGGAUCUUCUCAUCAUACACAACAAUCCUCUCAUUCACCCACCUCCCAAUGUUAGCAUUCCAUUCAAUUAA
Molecule: messenger RNA, 720 nt
Organism: Helobdella robusta
Lineage: Eukaryota; Metazoa; Annelida; Clitellata; Rhynchobdellida; Glossiphoniidae
Exons: 5
Coding region: 1-720 (239 amino acids)
Molecular function (GO): protein binding
Source: RefSeq, a predicted model, not a curated record